Molecule: messenger RNA, 796 nt
Organism: Owenia fusiformis
Lineage: Eukaryota; Metazoa; Annelida; Polychaeta; Sabellida; Oweniidae
Source: the annotation of a GenBank genome assembly
AGAAGAUAUUCUGGAUUUUGAAGCCCUGUGAUCGGAGGAUGGUUGUCACUUUACUCUGUAACAAUCGAAUGUUUCCCCUUGAAGUAUUGCCAGUUGGAAAUCCAUCUGCAACACCCACUCCAGUUGGAACUUCAUCCGCAACGCCAACUUCAGUUGGAACUCCAUCUUCAAUGCCCACUUUAGUUAGAACUGCAUCUGCAAUAUCCACUCCAUUUGCAACGUCAACUCUAGCUGGAAAUCCAUCUGCAACGCCCUAUCCACAUGGAACUGCGUCUGCAACACCAAAUCUAGUUGGAACUGCAUCUGUAACGCUCACUCUAGUUGAAAAUCCAUAUGUAACGCCCACUUUGGUUGAAACUCUAUCUACAACGCCCACAGCUCUUGUUGGAACUCAAGCUGCAACGCCGACUCUAGUUGGAACUCCAUCUGCGACGUCAACGUUAGUUGGAACUCCAUCUACAACGCCCACUCUAGUUGGAACUCAAUCUGCAACUCCGACUCUAGUUAGAACUCAAUCUGAAACGUCAACUUCAGUUCGAACUCCAUCUGCAACGCCCACUCGAAUUGAAACUCGGUCUGCAACUCCGACUCCACUUCGAACUCAAUCUGCAAGCAUUGAUGUUUUUGUGUCUCCACCAAACCGUUAGAUUUUUGAUUUCCCCUUUGAAAAGAAAGGCAUGAAUGAACCUCGGGUUCAGGAACAUUGAAACAGACUUAGUUUAAUUCAAUACACAUGAAUCUACACAAUGUUUAUCAGAAUAUACACUUGAAGUAUUCAAAGGCUGUUUUGGACUAC